AUGUCCACUACACUGUUCGACGAUAUAUUCACCAUCUCCGAGGUGGAUCCAGGCCGUUACAACAAUGUCUGCCGUAUAGAAGCCGGCUCUACUACACAGGAGCAAUGCAAGCUGACCCUAGAUAUAAAUACCAACUUGUUCCCAGUGCAAGUCAACGAACAACUGACAGUGACAGUGGCCUCCUCCUUGGAUGUUGAUGACGACGACAAGGCCAAAGUUAACGACUCUACCGGUGCAUCCAGAAGUUGGAGACCACCACAACCUGGCGACAGAUCAUUGGCAGACGACUACGACUAUGUGAUGCACGGUACUGCAUACAAGUUCGAGGAAGUAAGCAAGGAUGUCAUCGCUGUGUACUACUCCUUCGGAGGUCUACUGAUGAGAUUGGAAGGUAACUACAGAAACUUGAACAACUUGAAGCAAGAGACCGCCUACUUGUUGAUCCGUCGUUAA
Molecule: messenger RNA, 453 nt
Organism: Nakaseomyces glabratus
Lineage: Eukaryota; Fungi; Ascomycota; Saccharomycetes; Saccharomycetales; Saccharomycetaceae
Gene: RPB8
Product: DNA-directed RNA polymerase core subunit RPB8
Biological process (GO): DNA-templated transcription
Cellular component (GO): RNA polymerase III complex; RNA polymerase I complex; RNA polymerase II, core complex
Source: RefSeq, a predicted model, not a curated record